Messenger RNA from Spodoptera exigua (beet armyworm), 9048 nucleotides. The record is from the annotation of a GenBank genome assembly. Lineage: Eukaryota; Metazoa; Arthropoda; Insecta; Lepidoptera; Noctuidae.
AUGAAGUGUGACAACGAAAGAAAACAAAUAUCAAACGACGGUGAUGCGGUGACGUACAGCAGGUCCACCUCGAUAUCUCGUGACGAGAGCCAGAGCUCUCAGGACUCGAGUAGACAGACUAGUUACUAUACACAGGCUACCAGUGACACAGGGGAAGGUCAACAAGUUUUCUUAAACGAUGGGCGCUUCACAAAUAUCCCCGUCCAGCCGGUAGCACCGAUAGUUCGGCCAAUACCUAUCAGACAUUCCAGCCUAACCCACAUACCCAAUUACCACGUAAACCACGACGGAAAUCUAAGAACCCCAAACGAAUUCUACCAAGAAAACCAUGGACGUUAUGGAAUUCCCAAUGAUGGGAAUGGAAACUUUGGUCCCAUCUCUGGGUGGUACGGCAAUGGGUAUGUUAAUCAUAGUCCUAACGGUUGGUUUAAACGGUACAUACCCCAAGCUGGAGUCCAUUCUCAUCGCUACUUUGGCUAUCAACCCACGACUGGGUACCAGGGUGUUAGCAACGAGCAUUUUAAUAGAUUCCAUAACUUAGAAACUGGAAACCCUAAAUUAGAUGCUAGAAAUCACGGAGAUGGUAAGGUACUGAAAUAUGUCCCCACCAACGGACAUUACGAAGGCGGUUUAGCUCACAUAAGACCAGGUUUUGAUGAAUUCCUUAACGCUUUAGGUUAUAACCCUAAAAAAGAGAAGCCUAUCAACGAAAACAACGCCCCAGAUAAAGCGAACAACGAUGCAGUAUCUGAAAAAAAUGAUAAUGACAAUGACGGUGCAAAAGUAAACUUUGUGAAUGGUAACGAUGAGUCAAAUACUGGAAAACCUGAAACCAUUACUGGAAAUAUUCCUGAACUUGGAACUCCAGAACUUGCACCAGGACACCUUGAUCAGGUUCUCAGUGCUAUUGAUUACGCAAGAGGUCCUAAAAAGGCAGUAAAUUAUGUAACUGGGGCAUUUGCACCGGAAACCGAAGCUAUAGAAUAUGUGCCGGCGGUAGUGCCGACUGAGUAUGUCAAUAGAAAUUACGAUGCAUUUGGAUUAGAAGUUCCCGAAUCUGAAAUUAUAAUUCCUGGAGAAUCGGAAAAGUAUAUAUCAAACGUGUACGGAAUUUCUCCCGUACAGUACAUUCCUGUAGCUCAAAAUAUACCUGAAUAUGCGAUUCAAAAACAAAGAGUACGUUAUUACGAAGAACCUGUUCCGUAUGUUGGUGCCCCAGUUGUAAUGAAUGAAGAAACACAUUUUAGUAAUGACAAAUUUGUAUCAGACACUGCAGGAUACAAAAAAUUUAAAUCUUAUAAUGGACGAUUCCAUCCAGAACCUUCCUUUAAGCCAGAAGUUUCAUACAGUCCAACUAAUAUAGACGGUAAUAAUCCCGGCGAUGAGAAACCUGCUAUUAGUGAAGAUACUGUUGUUGUAAAAGAUGAUAAAUCCUUUAACGAUGAUGUGGUUUCAUCUGACAUUAUCAUUGACAGAGCAUUCAUUACAAAGGCAAGCACUAAAAACUCUCAAGAAACAAAUAAAAGAACUAAACAAAGCUCUGUUACUAUAAUUAACGAAACUGGGAAGAAUAAUGCUGAUGUUAAACCUUUAGAUGAUGAUGAAAAUAAUUCUGAUAGUAAUGAUAGUUCUGUUAAAAAAUCUGUUCCUGUACAAAGACCGAUUAAUGGAAAUAAUGAUGAUAAAAAGGUACCUAAAACACCUACGCCUGGAGAUAAUGGGGUUAAAAUUAGGAAACCACCAGUAGCAAGUCAGGUACCAAUUCCACAAAAUGUUCGUAAUCCUAAAAAUGGCAUCCACAAGAAAAUAGAUUCAGCUCCGAUUGUGAUUGACAAAUUUCCAAAAGCACCUGAAAAGGCAACUGUUGAAAGAUCAGAAAAAGACGUUAUAAAUCAAAAUAGUGAUUUGCCACAUGUUGUUCAGACGAAACCCGUAAAUGAUGACGCAAAUCCCAAACCCACUGAUACAGAUAAACCAGUUGAUUCUGAAAACCCUAAAACUGUUAAGAAUAUUAACACGGAUGUCAAAAACCUUUCUGAAAUAAGGAAAACUCAUGUAAUCAGAACUCCUUCUGGAGUCAUUUUCCAUGCGCAUGAAAUACCCAUAGAUGAAGGCGCAGUUUUAACUACUGACACGGAAGAUAUAUAUGACGGUAACAAGGAUAAAAUAGUUAACAGAAAACCAGAUACAAGAAAAUUCAUUUAUGCACCGAAAAGAAAUAAAAAUUUAGAUCAAAAUGAACAAGGUGUUAACCCUGCCCAAGAAGUUAGUGACACAACAACAGCUAAAGAUGAGAAAGUAAACCCUACUACCCAAAAACCAAUUCCUCAAAUUGGAAAACCUAUUCCAAGGAUCCUUAAAGUGCCUGGUGGAUACAUCGAUAAGACCAGACAGCCGAAGAAAAUUGAUGAUUCCAAAGUUACAGAAGACAUUAACCAAAGACCUAUUGCUAAAAACACAACCACCACAACCACUCCUACGACUACCGUUAAAAACGACGAUAAACCUAGUAAAACUGUUAAAAAUCCAACACCCAACAACGACAGUGUAGACAGUGAUGAAGACGAUGAAUAUUACAAAAUAACAAAAUCAUUAAGGACAACUAAUAUUGAAAAAGAAGAAAGCAGUAGUAGUCAAAAUCAGAGAACCACAACUAGAAUCGAAAGAAUUUUAAGACAUAAGAACCGCAAACCUGGUGAUGAAGAUAAUUUGAAUGACGCUGAAGAUAUUCUGGAAGACAAUGAUGAUGGAAAUAGCCGACCAGUCAAUAACCACAAAAAUAUAAAGAAGCCACGAAAUAAAGUAACAUUCACAGUUGUUGGAGAAAGCAAUGACAGAUCAGAAGAAAAUAACGAUGAUGAUGACUACUUAGAAAACAAUAAAAACACUCCAUCAACAGUAACACCGAACAAUAAACAACCAAUUAAAUCUGAAAACAAUAAAAAUAAUCAAAAACCAAAUAUUCAAGAUAAAAACACUGAUAGCCAUACUCUUACUAGCACUACGAAGAGACCAGACGAGAAAAUGAAAGAUGAAAACCUUAAACUCGAAUCUAAGCAAAUAAAUGAUGAUAGUAAACUUACCAUUGUGAAAAGAAAGCCUGCUAAAGAUAUAAAGUCAACAAAAGAUUUAGAUGACGACGAGGAAUCUGUAUUUAGAACUACAUUUAUAGAAAAUUCGGAAGAUUCAGUAUUUAAUAGCAAACAACAUAAGUCUACAACUGAAGAAAUUAUCAAAAGGGGUCUGAAAAAAUCUGCCAAAACACCAACCAACAAAAAUAAACAAGACUCCACCAACACAGAUGACGAAACACCAGAUAGUAAAACCGAUAAGAAACCAAGUACUGAAAAACCGGCUAGUGGAGUGAAGCCAAACAAUAAUAUUGACAAAAAGCCAGUUAUAAAAACUCCCGUCGGUGAUAAAAAGCCAGAUGCCAAAAAUCCAUCAGACGAAAAACCACUGAAUAAGUCGAAUAAUGGUAAAACUGGGAAACCUGUUACCACAACGGAAAACUCUGUAGUUGACGAUGAAAAGCCUAAAAAUGGACAAUCAACUGAAAAGACACCCGACUCUAAAUCAGGAACGACAGAAAAGUCGCAAACUGAUGUUAAUAAAGACAAAAAUGCUGUUGCUACUACCAAUCCUGGCUCUGGCGAGACAUCAAACACUGAGAAGAACCGGCAUGAUUCAUCAACGAAAAAACCAGAACCUGUUGAUACUAACAAUGAAACACCAGAUACAAAAACCAAUGAAAAUAAAAAAGAAGGAAAAUCUGAUGUACCAAACAAAAAAGAAGAAAAUCCAACUGGAAAAUUGCCGGUCCAACCAGGUGCAAAGGAUAGCCCACAAAAAAGUCACCCAAUAGAUGAUGAAGAAAGUUUUGAAGAAUAUAAUAGUAUGGAAGAUUGGGAUGACGAAGAAAACAACAAAUUGAAUAAAAAGGAAAAAACUCAGGAAAAAAUAAAUGAUGAAACAAAUAAACCAGAUACUAAACACACUGAAGAUGUUAUAACGCCAAAUUCUAAAAAUGUUACUCCUAAACCAGACAGUAGUAAUACAACAGAAAAACCCGUAGAAAAGAAAGAUGGCCUAAACAAGAAAACCCCUUCCACAGAAUCUAGUAAAAUACCAAAUACUACAGAAGGGCCUAAAGAUAGACAAUCAAACAAACCGAAAGACCAAAAACCAGACACUAGCAACGAUGAAAAUCCAAAGGUAGAUAAUAAUAAAGACAAUAAGCCAAAAACCACUACUGAAAAGACAACACACGGUUCAACUGCAAUCGGAAGUGCACCUGCCACAGUAACAACAGAAAAAAAUAAAAAAACUGAAAAUCCUAAGCGUUUCGGAGAUUGCGAUUAUUUCGGAAAUGUUGAUUGUGAAGACUACGAUGAUGACAAUGAUGAAACCGUAACAGACACUACUGAGAAUCCUAAAAAAGAUAGGAUCGUUGAUGAUGCAAUAAUUGACGAUGACGAUGAUGACUCAUCUGAAAGUGAUGCUGAGGAUUCUGAAGAAACUGAAAGUGAUGAAUAUGUUAGUUCAGAAGAUAUAGACCAAGGUGACAGCAAAAAGCCUAAUAUAGAAGAAAAAAAUAGUAGUGAAAACACAGGUAAAAAUAAACAUGAUGGAGCACCUGGUGCAACAACGAUUAAGCCAGAUGUUGUAAACACUGAUAAAAACAAGAAACCUGAUAAGAAUCCUUCUGAAAAUAAAGGGAAACCGAUUAGUAACAAAAAAUCAAUAAACAACAUCGAGGAAUCCAGGGAUAGUGACACAUCAAAUGAUAACAAAAAACCAAUUGAAAAUACCGAACAACCAAAAGGAAAUAGUGAUAAACCAGCUGACAAUGAUACGAAACCAACUGUCAGUACUAAGAAACCAACUGAAGACAAAAAACCAAUUGAUGAUAGUAAAAAGCCAGAUGUGAAUAAUGGCAAACCGAAUAAGAACGGUAAGAAGUCAUCAGACGACAAUGAAUCACCUAAAAACAAUGGAAAACCAAAUUAUGGCGAUAAGAAAUCAAAUGAGAAUGGUAGCAAACCCACUGACAGUUCUGAGUCCGUCGGAGACAAGAAACCAUUUGAUAUUAGCAAGAAGCCAGAUAAAAACAAUAAGGAACCCACUGAAAUUAAUGAUAAACCGAAUGAAAAUGGUAAGAAACCAAACGGCAACAAUACCAAACCUACCAACACUUCUGAGAAACCAUCUGGAAAUAAGAAGGCUGUUAAAGAUAAUAAUAAACCAUUUGGAAGCAAUGACAAACCAAAUGAUGACAGUAAAAAAUCCAACGAGAAUAAUAGUCAACUAACAGAUAGUACCGAGAAACCAGUAGGAGACAGUAAACAAUUUGAUAACAGCAAGCAGCCAGAUAAAAAUAAUAAGAAACCAACUGAAAGCAAUGAUAAACCGAAUGAGAAUGCUAAGAAACCAACCGGCAACAAUACCAAACCUACCAACAAUUCUGAGAAACCAUCAGGAAAUAAGAAUCCUGGUGAAGAUGAUAAUAAACCAUUUGAUCAUAGCAAGAAACCAGAUAAAAAUAAUAAGAAACCAUCUGAAAAUAAUGAUAAACCGAAUGAAAAUGGUAAGACACCAAACGGCAACAAUACCAAACCUACCAACACUUCUGAGAAACCAUCAGGAAAUAAGAAGCCUGCUGAAUAUGAUAAUAAACCAUUUGAUCAUAGCAAGAAACCAGAUGAAAAUAAUAAGAAUCCAACUGAAAAUAAUGAUAAAUCGAAUGAAAAUGGUAAGAAACCAACUGAAAAACCAUCUGAAAAUAAGAAGCCUGCUGCAGAUAAUAAUAAACCAAUUAAAAACAAUGACAAAUCAAAUGAUGGUGACAAAAUACCCAAUGAGAACAGUAGCAAACCAACAGAUGGUACUGAGAAAGCAAUAGGACACAAGAAACCAUUUGAAGAUAACAAGAAGCCAGACGAAAAUAAUCAGAAAUCAUCGGGAAAUAAUGAUAAACCGAAUAAAAAUGCAAAAAAAUUAGCUGGUAACAACACCAAACCAACCAACAAUUCAGAGAAACCAUCUGAAAAUAAGAAGCCUGCUGAAGAUAAUAAUAAGCCAUUUGGAAACAAUGACAAACCAAAUGAUGGCGGCAAAAAACCCAACGAGAAUAAUAGUAAACCCACAGACAUUACCGAGAAACCAAUAGGAGACAAGAAACCAUUUGAUAAUGGCACGAACCUAGACGAAGAUAAUCAGAAAUCAUCCGAAAAUAAUGAUAAACCAACUAGUCACAAUACCAAAACAACCGACAAUUCUGAAAAAACCACUGGAAAUAAGAAGACCACUAAAGAUGAUAAUACACUAUCUGAAGAAAGGGACAAACCAAAAGAUAGCGAUAAAAAACCUGAGAAUAGUAGCGAACCAACUGACAGUACUGAGAAACCAACAGGAAACAAGAAACUAAAUGAAAAGAAGCUAGAGGAAGAUAACCAAAAACCAUCACAAAGUAGUGAUGAAACAACUGACAGCCCCAGAAAACCAACUACAGAAAUACCAGAUGUUGAAAGCGAGGAGGGCGAAAUAACAUUAGAUGACACAAGUUCUGAAGAAAUCGAAGAUGAAUCAUUUGAAGACGAUGAAACUGAAACUGACUCUGAAAAUGUAGAUACAACAACACAAAAGAAAUCAGACGAUAACGUUGGAACUGACAAACCGAAAUCUAAACUCUAUGAUUGUGACUAUUUCGGUGAUGUAGACUGUGAAGAUUAUAAUGAUGAUGAUACUGAACAAGUAACUGAUAGAAAUACUGAUAAACAAGAUGAUACAACAAAACCAGCUAAAACUGACAAGAAACAAGAACCUAAUGAAACUGAUGAAAAUGCCAACAAACCUGUCACUAAACAACAAGGGCCGGAAAAUUCUGGUAGCAAUAAAAAGCCUGAUGUUAAAAGUGAUGUUGAUACGCAUAAAAAAACAAGCACUAAUUCCAACAGCAAAACAGACAUUACUACGCAAAAACCAGAAUCCAAAUUCGGUGAUUGUGAUUACUUUGGUUCCGUAGAUUGUGAGGACUAUACGGAUGACGAUACUGAUAAUCUUGACCAGCCAAACGUAGACGAUGAUGACAUAAAGCCAGAAGAUAGCGAAGGAAGUGAUAAACUGAAGUCUGAUAAAAGUAAUGAGAAAACCACAGAAGUUAAGAAGACAGAUAAUAAAACUACUGACAAGAAGUCUGUUACAACUGACAGUGAGAAAGGUGACGAAUACAAGCCAGGAGCAAAUCCUGUUAAUAAAGAUGUGAAAGGUACUAAGAAUCCAGAAACAAAAUCGAACGCUGACACAAAUUCAAAGCCUAAGAGCAACGACAACGAUAUUAACGAUGCCACUAAAAACCCCGGUAAAGAUACUGAUAAGAAAACUGAUAGAGAAACCACUGAUCAUAAGCUAGAUAACAUGGACAGUAAAGACGCCAAAGACUCUAAAAACGAUGAAAAGCCAGAAAAUAAAGAUACCAAACCAGUGACAGACAAUUCAGAAAAAGAUGGAAAUAGUGAUAGUAUCAAGGACAACAAACCUAAACCAACUGAAAAUCCAGUUUCUGGAACACCAAACAGUAAAAACACUGGUAAAACACCAAAUGAUCAACCUAAAAAAGAUGAUAAAAAGCCGGCCUCUGUUAAUACCCCAUCUGGCGAAAAACCUAUGGAAGAAAAUACUGGCAAAAAACCUGAUGAAAAACCAGAACACAAUAAAACUGACAACAACAAACCCAGUACUAAGAAUAAGACGCCAGAUUCUAAAACCAUUGACAAGAAACGAGACAGUAAAAAUCCUAGUAAAGGUGACGAUUUGAAAAAGAAUCCAGCUGAUAAACCUAAUAACGAUGAUCAAAUGCCAGACUCUAAAGGCUCUGACAAACCUAAUAGUAAACCUACUAAUAAAAACCCAGAAUCGAAAAAUACUGACCAAGACGCUGACAGCAAAAAACCAAACGCUAACGAUGACAAACCAGUAAGCAAACCUACUAAUAAAAACCCAGAAUCGACAAAUACUGACCAAGACGCUGACAGCAAAAAACCAAACGCUAACGAUGACAAACCAGUAAGUAAACCUACUAAUAAAAACCCAGAAUCGAAAAAUACUGAUCAAGACGCUGGCAGCAAAAAACCAAACGCUAACAAUGACAAACCAGUAAGUAAACCAACUGACACUGAUAAGAAUAAAAAACCAAAAGUCAUUAAGACAAUAGACGAUGAAAAAUCUGGUGCAAAAUCCACCAUUGAUGACAAAGACGAUACUUACAAAAUAAUAAGAGAAAAAGACAUAGAAAUAGGUACUGAAGUACAAAGCCAACACACUGAUCUAACAAUUCAACGCAAAGUAGUUAACAGCCUAGAUGAAGUUUUGAAAUACAAGAACCACGAAGGAUUUAUGUUUAAAGCUUGUGACGAAACUGAAGAAAGCAAUGAAUCUUCGACAGCCAAUCAAAAUAAACAAGUUAAAGUAACUAAAUUCAUAAGAACAAAGAAACAUUUCAAUAGAAAACAUAAAGGAGAUGAUGAAGAGGUAACCGAAAAACAAGCAACAGACAAAAGGCAGUACAGAAGUAAGUUGGCCAAAAUCAUUAUAAGAAUACUUACUAGAUCUAAAAAGGAUAAAACCUCACUCAACAAUGAAAACAACUUGACAGGGAAGAGAUUAUCAUUGGAACCCAGAAAAGACAGCGAUCAAGAAAAUGUUGCUGAUAGAAACCAACAAAUAUGGCUAACAGAAGGAAACAGAAUAUUAUAUAGAAAACGCGUCGAAAAUAUACAAGAAAAAGAAUUAGGUUGUUUCGAAGAACUGCUCCGUUCUAGUGGAACUUCUGAUGAAGAAAUAUCAGAUACGGACUAUUCUAAUGAAACAGAAGAAGAAAAUGAUGAUAAACCAGAUUCCAUAGACCGAGCUCCACUAGAAGACAUCCCUGAUGAUGAUGAUUCAGAUGGAAUCGUACCAUUGGAAGAAGAUUUGACAAAUGAUGAAGAAUCUGCUAAAGAUAAUAAAGAAAGCCAUAGUGGUGAAGCUAAUUCGGAGGAAGAUCAAUAA